Molecule: messenger RNA, 1560 nt
Organism: Hevea brasiliensis (rubber tree)
Lineage: Eukaryota; Viridiplantae; Streptophyta; Magnoliopsida; Malpighiales; Euphorbiaceae
Product: NAC domain-containing protein 7
Exons: 3
Coding region: 19-1089 (356 amino acids)
Biological process (GO): regulation of DNA-templated transcription
Molecular function (GO): DNA binding
Source: RefSeq, a predicted model, not a curated record
UUUAGUUCUUGGAAGAGUAUGAAUACCUUUUCGCAUGUUCCCCCAGGCUUUAGAUUCCAUCCUACAGAUGAGGAACUUGUCGAUUACUAUCUCAGAAAAAAGGUUGCUUCAAAAAGGAUUGAUCUCGAUGUCAUCAAGGAUGUUGAUCUUUAUAAAAUUGAGCCAUGGGAUCUUCAAGAAUUGUGCAGAAUAGGAACUGAAGAGCAGAAUGACUGGUAUUUCUUUAGCCAUAAGGAUAAGAAGUAUCCUACCGGAACUCGCACUAAUAGAGCAACAAAAGCUGGGUUCUGGAAAGCUACAGGAAGAGACAAGGCUAUAUAUUCUAGACAUAGCUUGAUUGGCAUGAGAAAAACCUUAGUGUUUUACAAAGGAAGAGCUCCAAAUGGACAAAAGUCAGAUUGGAUCAUGCAUGAAUAUCGACUAGAAACUAAUGAAAAUGGAACUCCGCAGGAAGAAGGAUGGGUUGUAUGCAGGGUGUUCAAGAAGCGAAUGCCAACACUGAGGAAAGUUGGAGAGUAUGACUCGCCUUGUUGGUACGAUGAACAGGUAUCCUUCAUGCCAGAAUUGGAUUCUCCAAGGCGAAUUACUCAACCUUACACAUCAUACCUGCACCAUUAUCCUUGCAAGCAAGAGUUUGAGUUGCAAUACAAUAUGCCUCAUGACCCUUUAUUCCUCCAACUUCCUCAACUGGAAAGCCCCAAAGUUCCACAGUCAGCUGCAAGCGCCAAUUGCAACUCCGUACUCCCAUAUGGUGGUUAUGAUAGGAACAAUGGAAGUACCCUGCAGUCCUCAACUCUUACACAAGAAGAACAAGUGCAACAAAGCCAUCAUCAAAAUUUUAACUCAAUUUACCAUAACAAUGGUGAGCAGGCUGUGGAUCCAGUAACCGAUUGGCGAGUCCUCGAUAAAUUUGUUGCAUCUCAGCUCAGCCACGAUGAUGCUUCCAAGGAAGCCAACUACUCCAAUGCCGCGGCCUUUCAUGUGGCUGAACAGAUGAACAUGCUUGCCAGUGAAUCCAAAAGGCCAGAAAUUGUUCAGGAAUAUGCCUCAACGUCAACAUCUAGUUGCCAAAUUGAUCUAUGGAAGUGAUCGAAAACAUAUAUAUUACAUAUAGUUAAUUACUUGAGGAUGCAUACUAAUUAAUUAUAGGUACUACAGUUUAUAUGAAAAGAAAUCUUGAAGAUCCAAGUGGCGCCUGUACAUAAUAAAACUAAAAAUUGUAUUGCUUUAGCUAUUGGACUGAUUGUGUCCAUCGAUCAUAAUAUUAUGAGUACUAUGGGCUACUAAAUAGAGUGCAUAUACCAAAUGCAAAUAAGUUGGUACUCUCUGUGGCUGAGCUUUGUGCGUGGGAACUGACUCAGCUGUUGAAUGUAUCUUGCCUUCAAUUUACAUACGAAGUUUUUUUUUUUAAAUUAUUAUAUUGUAACCUUUUCUAUUUAGAUUAUAUGUAUGUUCAAUUAAAGAUAGCAUCAAAGCAAGGCUUUUUUCAAUUAGAUUAUAUGUUUGUUCAAUUAAUCUCUUACAGGAUUUGUAAUUGUAAUUUUAAUAUAUGUCAAAUUU